AGGAUACCUGAUUAAAGAAUUGCGUAACUAGCAGCGGCGCAAAGCCUCGGCCGGAGGCCAAUCCUCCGUGUCCGGUCGGUGGCGCAACCCGACCAAACAACUUCCUUUUAAGCAAACCGCUCGCGUUCCUGAAUUCCUGACCCCCGCUCUCUCUCCCCCACCCGCACUCGCCCCACGUCUCCUCUCUCCCGUCCCGUCUGCUCUCUGAUCAGCAGGAGAGAAAAGUGGAUGCGCCAGCGAAGCGAACACCGUCCCUAAUCGUCGGCCAUGGAGAGGUCUCUCGACAGCUACUCCUCCAUCAAGGACGUCACCUACAGCUGCGGGUACUGCGGGUACGCGCUGAACCUGAGCUCCUCGGCGCGGGACACGGAGGGCAUCGGGCCCAAGUACCGCAAGCAGAUCAGGAAGGGCGUCGUCGCCUUCGUCGCGGUCGACGAGAGCCGGUUCACGCUGGCCCACGAGCUCACCUGCACGCCCUACUUCCGCUCCGCCCGCUCCUGGGGCCUCUUCAGGAGGCGGUCGCGCCUGCUCUGCCGAAAGUGCGGGGGGCACAUCGGCAGCGCCUACGGGAAGGAGGAGGAGGAGGACUCCAGCUCCUCCAGCCUCUUCGGCGGUGACGGCUCCUCGGACGACACGCGCCCGAGCUCCGGCUCGGGCCGCAGCAGCGUCGCGUCGAGCCAGAAGAGCUACGUGGUCAGGAUCAGCGCGCUGCAGCCGUCGUCGGAUGACUCUGCUGUCGUUCCCUUCACGCAUCGAUGAUGCAUUGCAGGUGUCGAGUUGGUGUGCCGUGUUCUUCUUCCAGCCUGGAUGAAUUUGAAUUUGCUGUAACCUGGGAUGGCGAUGGACUGCAGGAGGACGAAGUGGAGCAAGGGAAGAUAUUUCUUGGCGUGUCUAGACUUUUCAGAGGUUUGAUCAGCUGCAUGCUGCUUUCAGUCAUCUUGCUGUUUGUAAUGCCUCUGUGUUUCCUCUGUACAUUGGUAAGUAUAGAGCAACAUGGUUUUUGAAAUUUUGGUUGGUGUCGGGAAAAUGAUUAAAGGUUUGUGUAUUCCGAUUGGUUCUAUAGCGUUUGUAUUAUGUCAUAGAAUUGAAAUUUUGAUUAGUCUUGUACUCU
This is a messenger RNA of Zea mays, 1111 nucleotides long. RefSeq lists its product as uncharacterized. The transcript is spliced from 2 exons. Bases 268 to 759 code for a protein of 163 amino acids. The record is from RefSeq and is marked validated. NCBI's taxonomy places the organism in Eukaryota, Viridiplantae, Streptophyta, Magnoliopsida, Poales, Poaceae.